Molecule: messenger RNA, 2259 nt
Organism: Cuscuta epithymum
Lineage: Eukaryota; Viridiplantae; Streptophyta; Magnoliopsida; Solanales; Convolvulaceae
Source: the annotation of a GenBank genome assembly
CCAGAUAAUUAUUGAAAUACUCAAAACAUCAUUGGGUCAUCUCUUGGAAAGAUUAACUAGAAGCCAAUUGAGAAGAUGACUCUUGAAAUUGAAAUUGCAGUUGGAUCAGUGCAUGAUGUGCAUCGGAGAUGAAGAAAACUAGUUAAGCUUGUUGCCAAGUGCCAACCCUUUUUUUGCCACCAAUCGUCGAGAGUGUGAUACAAAGUCUCCUUUAUUUUAUUAUUAUCUUUAUAAAACAAAAGUAGUUUACUAUCCUCCCCACGUAAAAUAUUUUAUACGGUAUAAAGUGUUUUAAAAAAAUGUCCUACUGUUUACAUCAAAUAAUUAAAACAAACGGUGUAAAAUGUUAACUUCUCUACAUUUCGCACACAAGGUGUUUACUUUACAUCAUACCAAACGGGCCAUUAAUUAGAUGGAUUAGCUAAGCCAAACACUAAAGGUAAAAAUCACUAAUUUUCCCCCAUUCGCUAUCCUGCCGAACAAGUCGUGUUAUAACCAAUCUUAAUAGGCCACGUCAAAUGAGUGACCCGUAAUACCACGUGUCGCCAACUUAUUGGUGCACCUCAUCUAAGCUGCGCUCGAUUUUCAUCACUGAGUGUAACGUACCAACCGAAGAAGCAUUUCGGCAUUUUUACGGAGAUAAAUAGGCUCACGGUUUAUCACUCGUUCAGAGUAUCUGUGUGAUACAACAAUGGCUGCUCUGAGAAUGUUAAACCCUAGGCUUCUCCCUCUGGCCAUUCAGCUCUCUCUUCUUGUGGCUCUUGUCUCCGCCGAAGUUUUCUUCGAAGAGCGCUUUAAUGAUGACAAAUGGAGUGAACGAUGGGUUGUGUCUGACUGGAAAAAAGAUGACAACACGGCUGGAGUGUGGAAUCUCACAUCUGGUAAAUGGAAUGGAAACCCUACUGACAAAGGUAUUCAGACCAGUGAAGACUAUAGGUUUUAUGCAAUCUCAGCUGAGUUUCCUGAGUUUAGCAACAAGGACAAGACAUUAGUUUUCCAAUUUUCAGUCAAGCAUGAGCAAAAGCUUGACUGUGGUGGUGGGUACAUGAAGUUGCUCAGUGGCGAGAUUGAUCAAAAGAAAUUUGGUGGCGAUACCCCAUACAGUAUUAUGUUUGGGCCGGACAUCUGUGGCUAUAGCACAAAAAAAGUCCACGCUAUUCUUAAUUACAAAGGAACAAACCACUUGAUCAAGAAGGAUGUUGCAUGUGAGACUGACCAACUGACACAUGUAUAUACCUUCAUUCUUCGUCCUGAUGCUACCUAUAGUAUUCUCAUUGACAAUGUUGAAAAGCAAACUGGUAGCUUGUACAAGGAUUGGAAUCUUCUCCCACCAAAGAAAAUUAAAGAUCCAGAAGCUAAGAAACCUGAUGACUGGGAUGAAACUGAAUACAUAGAUGACCCUGAAGAUAAGAAACCAGAGGGGUAUGAUGACAUUCCCAAGGAGAUAGCCGAUGCUGAUGCUAAGAAGCCUGAAGACUGGGAUGAUGAGGAGGAUGGUGAGUGGACAGCCCCUACCAUUCCCAACCCUGAGUACAAGGGACCAUGGACGGCAAAAGAAAAUUAAGAACCCCAACUACAAGGGGAAAUGGAAGGCGCCUAUGAUUGACAACCCAGAAUUUAAAGACGACUCAGAAAUCUAUGUUUAUCCAUCUUUGAAGUAUGUGGGCAUUGAAUUGUGGCAGGUGAAAUCCGGAACCUUGUUUGACAAUGUGUUGGUAUGUGAUGAUCCUGAGUAUGCAAAGAAACUAGCUGAAGAGACAUGGGAAAAAAAUAAGGAUGCGGAGAAGGCUGCAUUUGAAGAGGCAGAAAAGAAGUCUGCUGAGGAGGACUCCAAGGAUGAUGAUCCAGUUGAUUCUGAUGUUGAGGAUGGAGAUGAUGGGACGGAUGAUGAUGAGGAUGUGAAGCCAGAUUCCAAUGAAGAUGAUGAUGUACAUGAUGAACUCUAAGCGCCUACAUUUGAGUUGAUUGGUACAGAACCACCUUAAGCGCCCGCCUGCUUCUAGUUGUCUUCAGCAUUUGCGCUUAAAAGUUUCUAUUACCACUUAGUUUUUUCCCUACUGUAGCUUCGGCAUUAGACCCUUCUGAGGCUCUGCAUGAAGACCAUAUGGCUUAUCAAUGCAUGUCUGUUAGAGUUCAUAGAAUUAUCUGAGUUAAAGGUUCUGGGAAUUUUUAUUUAGCUCAUUAUGGAAACCCAUUUUAUGCUUCAAACUGAAUUUGAUCAACAACGUAAUAGUAGCCUUUUCCUCUUCGGCUCCAAAG